Molecule: messenger RNA, 1465 nt
Organism: Galdieria sulphuraria
Lineage: Eukaryota; Rhodophyta; Bangiophyceae; Galdieriales; Galdieriaceae
Product: photosystem II oxygen-evolving complex 23kDa protein
Exons: 4
Coding region: 49-780 (243 amino acids)
Biological process (GO): photosynthesis
Cellular component (GO): photosystem II oxygen evolving complex; extrinsic component of membrane; photosystem II
Molecular function (GO): calcium ion binding
Source: RefSeq, a predicted model, not a curated record
GUCUGAGAAAAGUUUUGUAGAAUUGCAUCGAGAUUUCGUGAUAAGGCCAUGAAAAGUAGUCCUCGUAAUGGGUUUGUUCCUCUUCAGUUUUCUAUUUUCCUUGCCCCAAAGUAUUCUAAAGAUAGCUUUGUGAGAAAACCUUGUUGCUCUUCACAUCGUCCUCUCUUUCCUUGUGUUGUUUGUUGUCACAAGUUGACAAGCAAUUUGAAUAAUUAUAGUAGGCGCAAUUUUUUGAAUGAUUGGGUUUGGACUAGUAUCUUGUUAACUGGUGUUGGUUGUUUUCUUGGUGAUAGUGCUAGUUGGGCAAAAGAAGAAAAACAAAGUGUUCCUGCCUCCGUUGCCAAUCAAGUAGAAACCUAUAAAGACUUGAUACAAGGUUAUAAAAUAUUGAGACCGUUAGGAUGGAAUGAAUUCAGUGGACAACGCAAUCAAUAUGAUAUCAAGUGGCAAGAUAUCAUCCAACCUUUGGAAGUCGUCAUGAUAGCUACUGUGGAUAUAGGAAAAAAUAAAUCCAUAAAGGAUUUGGGUUCUCCCAUGCAAAUUGGUGAAAAAUUGGCCAAGAACCGCAAGUUGCAACUGGUUACUGCAACUGAAAAGGAAACUGGAGGAAUUCCUGCAUAUGAGAUUGAAUUGAAAGGAGAUCCUCUUCAUCAACUGGUUUUAUUAACAGCAUCCAAAAGCAAAUUGUUCAAUGUUACGGCUACUUGUUCAGAGAGUCGUUGGUCCAAUCGAGAAAAACUUUUAAGAACAGUAGUAGAAUCUUUUGUUCCAAGUUUAUAAACAUAUAAAAGGGAUAGUGGGUUGACAAGAAGAGGACUUUAUCUUCCACAAAAAUGGUUCAAACUCCGUGGAAAAUGGCGCCAUUUUUCUAGACAGGCAUUUUUUUCCUCAACACUUUCCCCGCCCGCCUCCCACAAAAAGUAUGAAAAGUUGAACUCUCCAACUCUUUUAUAUAGGCCCUUCACAAUGCUUGGAAUUUCCAACAUCUAUGCGUUGGUUUCUUUAUCGAGAUGUUUGAAUGAAAGCUUGGAUUCAUUUUUCAGUUGACAACCAAUGCUUUAUCCAUAUUGAAACUUGGACUUACUUUAUAAUCACAUCUCUUCAAUAUUCACAUGAAGGAAUCAGAUGCAGAGGAAGAAUGGCAUGACUAGUCUAGUAUCAUAAAAAAAAGCCAAAGAAACAUGCAAAGGAGUGAAUAUAAAAAGCGAACGAGUAGAAAAUGAAAACCUUUUAAAACCAAAUAUCUAUCCACUGAACACUAGAAAAUUCUGCUGUAAACUAACAACCAACAUUUUGACUCUUCAGGCUACUUGUGUAUUCGAAAAAUGGUUAAGAUUAUGAUCGUUGGAAAAGUCAUAAAAAUAGAAAAUCAUAGCUCAAGUUUUGUUUCCGGUUAUUAUCUCGUAAAGUAUUCAAAAACUAGCGAUACAUUCUGAAAGAUUUAUAACCGGGCUUCAUCUGGAAU